AUGGCAGCUGUAGAUGACUUGCAGUUUGAAGAAUUUGGUGAUGUAGCCACUGCUCUAGCAGCAAACCCAGAUGCCACCACCAUAAACAUUGAGGGUCCUGGUGAAUCUCCCAAGAGGCCAGGACCCCCAAGAGGCUCUGGGAGAGAAGAGGAUGACGAAUUACUGGGAAACGAUGACUCUGACAAAACUGAGUUACUUGCUGGACAGAAGAAAAGCUCCCCUUUCUGGACAUUUGAAUAUUAUCAGACAUUUUUCGAUGUAGACACUUUCCAGGUCUUUGACAGAAUAAAAGGGUCUCUUUUGCCAAUACCAGGAAAAAACUUUGUGAGGUUAUAUAUUCGCAGCAAUCCAGAUCUCUACGGCCCCUUUUGGAUAUGUGCCACAUUGGUCUUUGCCAUAGCAAUUAGUGGGAAUCUUUCCAACUUCUUAAUCCAUCUGGGAGAGAAGUCAUACCAUUAUGUACCCGAAUUCCGAAAAGUGUCCAUAGCAGCCACAGUCAUCUAUGCCUACGCCUGGCUGGUUCCCUUCGCACUCUGGGGUUUCCUCCUGUGGAGAAACAGCAAAGUGAUGAACAUCGUUUCCUAUUCGUUUUUGGAGAUUGUGUGCGUCUAUGGAUAUUCACUCUUCAUUUAUAUCCCCACAGCAAUACUGUGGAUUAUCCCCCAGAAAGCUGUUCGUUGGAUUCUAGUCAUGAUGGCGCUGGGCAUCUCAGGCUCUGUCUUGGCAAUGACCUUUUGGCCAGCCGUUCGUGAGGAUAAUCGGCGAGUCGCAUUGGCCACAAUUGUGACGAUUGUGUUGCUUCACACGCUGCUUUCUGUGGGCUGCUUGGCAUACUUUUUUGAUGCACCAGAGGUGGACCAUCUUCCAACAACUGCAGUUGUUCCAAACCAAACCGUUAUAGCAGCCAAGUCCAGCUGA
Messenger RNA from Pipistrellus nathusii (Nathusius's pipistrelle), 918 nucleotides. Lineage: Eukaryota; Metazoa; Chordata; Mammalia; Chiroptera; Vespertilionidae. The record is from the annotation of a GenBank genome assembly.